Hydractinia symbiolongicarpus is the source of this 1552-nucleotide messenger RNA. RefSeq lists its product as uncharacterized. The transcript has 2 exons. The coding region runs from base 449 to 967 and encodes 172 amino acids. The record is from RefSeq and is a predicted model, not a curated record. Lineage: Eukaryota; Metazoa; Cnidaria; Hydrozoa; Anthoathecata; Hydractiniidae.
GAUAUAAAUAACAUGAAUGUGUAUUCUUUUUUCUUACCUUUUAUUCGUGCCAAAAAGAAAGAAAAGGUUCAUACCAACAAAAAAAGUUGGUGAAAGUAUGUCGUUUUUAAGAGCAGAUAUGAAUAAGAAGAAAAACGAUGAAAAAGUGAAAGAAGCUCAAGAAUCAUAAUCCUCAAACGAUCCUCCAACAACAGAAAAAGAUAAUUCUGCGCUAGUUCCACGUGUUACCAGAUAAGAAACUGGUUUAGGUAAUUUUGUUUUCUUUGUAUUUGAUUCUGGCUUCAAUGCUGGAGCAUCGUCGUCCAAACGAUCGAAAUAUACAAAAUGGAGUGACGAAGAACGGUACAUUAUCGGAAAGUAUGCCUCCGUUAACAGUUAGACAAAAGAACCAUAACAGCCACAUUUGUUGUUGCUUUGUUUGGUGAAUUUCUCCCGAUGCAACUGAUUUAUGGAGGGAAAACGCAACAAUGCCUCCCACGGUACAAAUUCCCUGAAUGUUUUUUCGCUAAGCGUCAACGGAAAACAUUACUCCAACACACAGGAUUCAUUGAAGUUCCUCAACAAUAUAAUUAUUCCCUACAUCGAGUCCAAGCGCUUGUUCCAUGAUAUGGGAGCUGAUCAACGAGCUUUAGUUAUCAUAAAUGUGUGUACUGGUCAGAUGACGAGUGAUGUCCUGAAUCUGCUCAGUGGAAACAAUGUUCUCCUCACCAACGUCCCCUCAAACAUGACCAAAUAUUACCAGCCCUUAGACCUUACUGUGAAUGGAUUUGCCAAAUGGUACAUGUCCAAUAAGUUCAACGACUGGUACACAAAGAAACUAAGUGAAGAAUUGGAUAAAGGAGUUCCAAUUGACGAAAUCAGCAUUAAUUUUUGGUUGUCUCUGCUGAAGCUAUUACACGCCGAGUGGAUCACCAAUUUUUACAACCACAUGACUUCCAGCACAGUGAAAAAUGAUAUUGAAAGGUGAUGGUGGUCUGCGGGUGUAACAGAUGCCGUUUAGGUCUUAGUCAGCUUCCCUCAAUCGAUCCAUUUGACUUAGAGCCUAUGGUAGAAACGAAUCUUGUAGUUGCUGAUGAUUUCACUGCAAUCUGUAGCCUUACGCCUGAAACAAAAUCGGCUACUCUCGUGAAGAAGAUUCUGACGACAAUGACGAUUACUGGCAACCAGCAGACAAAGAAAAUUUUUAGUGUUUUGGACGAGUUAGACGAGGAAGAAAAGAGGAAGAACAAAUCCAAGAGUUAUUUGUUUUUAGUUGUUACAUACCAUUCCGAAAUUUCAUCAGCCUUUAAAUGAAAAUUAUUUUCUCGUUGACAAAAAUUACAAAAAUUAUAGUUCUGCUUCUUUAUCACUUUUGUUAUAAUUUCUAAGCCUUUUUCCAAUUUCUAUAAACUCAGCUAAUUAAAAAAAAUUAAGACAAAGAUACUUGUUCUUUGCUUUUACUGAGUAGUUAAAUACAAUUAAAUAAAAAGCCCUCACUGGGAAGUAAAUUUACAAGAUUACAGAAUUCGUGGGAAAAAACUUUCAUGGACAACACGUUUUAGAAUAAUUUGCA